AUGAGGAAGAAGUUGCUAGAAAAGAUAAUGAACAAUAAGUCGUACAUAGAACCUAUUGAACCAUUACACAAGGAACGCUAUGAAUUUUCCCAGGAGAAUGAUAAAAUUAAUGGGACUGUGGAGUUCACGAAUUUAACGAUUCACGGUCUAUCAAACUAUAGCAUAAAUGAAGUUCAAUUUACCAUCGAGGAACAGACAGGGGCAGGGUUGAAAUACGGACAAUUUGAUAUAUAUAAAUUCAGAUUUGAAACACGUUUUCCGUCCAUUCAAAUAUUCGGUAUCUACAAUAUAAGCGCUACGAUUUUGAAAAUACCUAUGUUAAAAAGAUAUAUAAGAUAUAAGCGCGGAUAUAAGAUGCAAGCGAAUUUUGAGGAUGUCAUAGCCAAUGUAUCCGUAAGAACUACUCAUCGCUGGAAUUAUGUCGAAGAGGAGCAUCAUUACUUGAAUUACGUAAACAUGUCUUUCUUUGACCUAAGAGUUGCCAAGGUCUAUUUGAACGACUUAGACGUUGAUGAUCUUGCAACCUUCACCUUGAAUACCUUUUUGAACAACAACUUGCGGACAAUAUUAGACGAAAUGAUGCCCGAAUUUGAAUUGAACACUUUCCUCUCGAUACAGUUUGGAACAUACCCUACUGAUAUACUGACAUACUGA
Messenger RNA from Dinoponera quadriceps, 654 nucleotides. RefSeq lists its product as uncharacterized. The transcript is spliced from 4 exons. Lineage: Eukaryota; Metazoa; Arthropoda; Insecta; Hymenoptera; Formicidae. The record is from RefSeq and is a predicted model, not a curated record. The coding region runs from base 1 to 654 and encodes 217 amino acids.